UCCUUUUAAGAGCAUCUCCAGCAGACUCGGGUAAGUCGCCGGCGAGAUCAAACUGGCGAGAAAACCCCUCUUUUCCCGUUUCCAGUAGCCUCGGCUAGGCCUCGCCAGUUUGGUCCCUCGCUCCAACACCUCGCCCAACCCAGCGAGUACGGAAGGCUCGCUCCAGACCCUCUCCCUGAAAAUAGAUCGGCGGCGGAAUAUUUCUCACUCCGACGAGUCAAAUCCGCUUGCUCCUGCGAGGUGGGUAUUAAGGUGCGAUCUCUCUCUCUCUCUGAAUGGUUUUGAGGUGCUGCGAGGUGGGUUUUUUCGGUGAGGAUGUUGGUGGGUUUGGUUGCCGUUGUCGUCGAUUAAGCGGUGGUGGAGCUACCAUUAUGGAAUUGACUACUUGAGGAUGACAUUGGCGAAGAUCCAGCGUGAACGGGGUGGAGGAGGAGGGCGACGGUGGUGCAGAUCAAGUGGGUUUGCAGAUUUCGGAGAGAUAGAGAUGAAUUUGGUAUUUGUGCAUUUCUUGGUUCUGGGUUUGCAGGAAUUUUCGAGGUGAGAGAGAAAGAAAAAGAAAGAGAUGGGUUGUAAUCUGGUACAAGUGGAGUUUGGAUGACUUCAAAAGCCUAGGAUGUUGGAUACCCGUAUGUUAAAUGGCUAGCUAAUGGGACUUUUCCUAGGCAUUUUGGCUAGAACUCUUUUGAGGCUCCUGGAGAUGCUCUAACACCCAAAAAACAAACGCUAAUUCCAUACCCAUCUCUCUCUUUCUCUCUCCCUCUCUCUGACUCUCUCCAGAACUCCCCGCCUUACCAAUAAUGUCAAGAGAAACCCAGACAAUCGAGACCGCCGAUGGAAUCAAACUCGACGCCAGGAUCUUCAGACCACCAACACAAGAGGAAAACCCAAACCCAGAACCUGAAUCAGAAGAGGAAGGCUCUUUGGCAAUCGUGCUGGUCCAUCCCUACUCGGUGCUGGGCGGAUGCCAAGGCCUGAUGAAGGGCAUCGCACUUGGCCUCGCCCGCAGAGGAUUCCACGCCGUUACCUUCGACAUGAGGGGCGUCGGUAAGUCCUCCGGUAGGCCUUCUCUCACCGGAUCCUCUGAAGUGCGCGACGUCGUUUCUGUGUGCAAAUGGGUCGCCCAGAAUUUCAGCGUGAGACGAAUUUUGUUGGUGGGUUCCUCUGCAGGUGCUCCAAUUGCUGGCUCAGCAGUCGACCAGUUAGACAAAGUCGUGGGUUAUGUGAGUUUGGGUUAUCCUUUUGGUCUCACUGCCUCCAUUCUCUUUGGAAGACACCACAAAGCCAUUCUACAAUCUCCUAAACCGAAGCUCUUUGUUAUGGGUACCCGAGAUGGAUUCACUAGCGUUAAACAAUUGCAAAACAAAUUGAAAUCUGCCGCAGGUCGUGUUGAAACUCAUCUUAUCGAAGGAGUAAGCCAUUUCCAAAUGGAAGGACCAGAAUUCGAUGCUCAGAUGGUCGAUCUAAUUGUUCGAUUCGUUAGGUCAUUGUCCAAUUUGGCUAGCCCACUUGCUCUUGAUCAACUUGCUGAUGAAUGAACAAUUGCACAAGUCCUAGGUGUUGAACUUUGUACUUGGCACAAGAGAUGGUGACAUUUGAUAAACCUCAUCUGGUAAAGUUCCUCCAACGAGGCUUCCGGAGAAGGUGGGUCUCAAGUGGAUGGAGACACGAGUCCUGCUUUGUCCAAGUGUCUAAUCAAGAGUGUUUAAGAUCAAGUGUCAUGUUGAUCUCGGGUGUGCGGUUGUAUGUAGCUCGGAGAUGGGAGCUAUCGGUUAGUCCGUUGUAUCUUGUAUUUUUGUGCUAGCACGAACUAGGAAGUUUACUUGUGGAUUCUGUUGUAUGUUUGUUUGAAUUGCAGAAAUUUGAUUUCAUUCAA
Rhododendron vialii is the source of this 1873-nucleotide messenger RNA. RefSeq lists its product as uncharacterized. The coding region runs from base 798 to 1535 and encodes 245 amino acids. The record is from RefSeq and is a predicted model, not a curated record. Lineage: Eukaryota; Viridiplantae; Streptophyta; Magnoliopsida; Ericales; Ericaceae. The transcript has 2 exons. Gene Ontology annotation, molecular function: hydrolase activity.